Phalacrocorax carbo (great cormorant) is the source of this 5849-nucleotide messenger RNA. Lineage: Eukaryota; Metazoa; Chordata; Aves; Suliformes; Phalacrocoracidae. The record is from RefSeq and is a predicted model, not a curated record.
GGGGUGGGGGGGAAGCCGAGCAUUGCUUCAGCCUGGUCGGGCUCGGGGCUCCCGGCCGUCUGUCCGCGCCCGGGCGGCGGGGAGGGAUCCGGCUGGCGGCAGCCCCGCGCAAGGGCGGCACGGAGGGAGCCGGCUGGCGGCACGGCCCCACGGGAGGAAGGGAGCGGCGUGGGGCUCCGGCCGGGCUAGGGACCCGCUCCGCAGCAGGUUGAUUAAGUGAAUAGAGAAAAAAAAAGAAAAAAACGAAGCUGCUUUCAAGUAUUGAAGAUACAAGGCCAGGAUGAACACGAAGGACACAAAAGUGACUGAAGGAGGUCUCAAUGUCACGCUUACCAUACGCCUUCUCAUGCAUGGCAAGGAGGUUGGAAGCAUUAUCGGAAAGAAAGGUGAGACGGUUAAGAAGAUGAGGGAGGAGAGUGGUGCUCGAAUCAAUAUUUCAGAAGGCUCGUGUCCAGAGAGAAUUGUGACAAUAACAGGCCCAACAGAUGCAAUUUUUAAAGCUUUUUCUAUGAUUGCACUAAAAUUUGAAGAGGACAUAAACGCUUCAAUGACGAACAGCACGGUGACAAGCAAACCGCCUGUAACUCUGCGGCUCGUCGUCCCGGCAAGUCAGUGUGGAUCCCUUAUAGGGAAAGGAGGUUCCAAAAUCAAAGAAAUCAGGGAGUCCACAGGAGCCCAGGUGCAGGUGGCAGGGGACAUGUUGCCAAACUCAACGGAGCGCGCAGUGACUAUAUCAGGCACCCCCGACGCCAUUAUCCAGUGCGUGAAACAAAUAUGCGUGGUUAUGCUGGAGUCCCCACCCAAAGGUGCCACCAUACCCUACCGUCCCAAACCUGCCUCUGCACCUAUCAUUUUUGCAGGUGGCCAGGUAAGAGCAGACACCAUUUUGGCUUCAGCUGGAAACCACACCGUCUUGGCCCAACCUCAGCCAGCGCCUGCGUUCACGAUUCAGGGGCAGUAUGCCAUCCCUCAUCCAGACGUGAGUCCUGCGCAUUUGACCAAGCUUCACCAGUUGGCUAUGCAGCAUCCCCCCUUUACUCCCCUUGGGCAGACCACCCCUGGUUUCCCUGGACUGGAUGCCACUACUCCAACCAGUUCCCAUGAACUUACUAUUCCCAAUGAUUUAAUAGGCUGCAUUAUUGGCAGACAAGGCAGUAAGAUAAAUGAAAUCAGGCAGAUGUCAGGAGCGCAGAUCAAGAUUGCUAAUGCCACAGAAGGCUCCGCAGAACGACAAGUUACAAUCACAGGAUCCCCUGCAAACAUCAGCUUAGCACAGUACCUCAUUAAUGCAAGGAUAUGUUCUUCUCUUGGUGUUCAGGGAUUCCCCACACAUCGAGACGAGAAUAGACCCCUUCAUUUUUAGUUGCACAAACACCAUAUGGCAUGCAUCUGGAUCUCAGAAGAUAACAAUUUAAGAUCUUCAAGACAGCUAAAGCAUGCAAAUAAAAUAAUGCACUUAUUAAUGGCGUUGCAGUGAGCUGCUCACCAGAGACAGAAACUCUAGUGACCAAACCUCUGUUUGACUCACUUUAGAAAAUCCUGUGAACUCUCACACUUCUGUUUAUUACUGUUUAAUGAUUCUUUUGAUGGAAUGGGAAAUAUAUGAGGUCCUUUAACAUACUUUUGCAAAGAAGAAAACUUCUCAGCAGUCAUAUACCGCGGAUACUCUAUCUAUACCCUGUGAACCCAGGAACAAAAUAUUUUCUUCCUGCUGAAUUUCUAGAUAGAAGUCAUUUGUUACCAUCAUCUACAAUAAACCAUCAUAUAUUAUUAUGUACCAUGUGUUGAAACUGUAUUUAGAUGAAGUGACUUCAUUUGUAAAUGAAGACUCUUUAAGUAAUGUGUAAUAAAUUAAGCUCUAAGGUAACAUAGGACAUUAAGGUGGCUGUUUCAUUUUAAGAAGUGACACUGUUCCAGAUUUCUCCUUUCACAAGAGAAAUUCCUGUCCAGUUAGGUGCCCCCGCAGCAGCAGUGCUAACUCGCAGUGGCACUGGAGGAAGAGCUGAGAAGCUUUCAGGCAAGAGGGAGGACUGCUCCAGCUGGGGUUUAGGCGCUCGGGCAGGUUUUGAGAGGCAGAUCUAGGCUGCUGCUGCCUGUGCACGCUGGGAGCCAAUUUCAGUGUCUGUCAGUUCUAAAACUGUCACAAGUAAUGCCGUCUUUAUUAAAGAUGUUGGCGUCAAAUACACAAUGGUGGGGAAGAGCUGAGUACAGUACCUAGGCUGCCCAAGGUAUAGUCUGGUAUGUCAAAAUAAUAAUUAUAAUAAGUAAAAGCCAUAUAAGCAUUCAGGGUGAGGUGGGUUUAGUUUCCAGGGACAGUAUUUGUGCAAAAAUCAGUGUCUCACAGCAGCAUAAGAUGUAAGGAAGAAAAAGCUAUCCACCGUAUUCCUGAAACAAUCUGUGUGUAUCUUUAAACUAUCCUCCAACCAAAGUUGCCAUCUAUAGAAGAAUUUAUCGAGUUGUUUUAAGACUUUUAUUGCAAUCUGGUGUUGAAUAUGUACAUAAUAUACUCUAAAUUAUAGAUAUAUAAAUACAUUGAUACAAUAUCAAGACAGAGAUUUAAAUCUUUCUGAAGUAUUGUUUUGAUUCUGUAUUGAUCACCCGAGCGCUGACCUCUGUACGAGUAGAAUGUGUCCCAGCUUGUUUGCAGUAGAAGUGUCUUUUGUUCCUGUAAAAUCUUCUGUCUUUUAACUGGUCUCCAUUGUAGUAACUCUAUUUUCGUGAUCCAAUUCCAUCUUCUAGCUUUUAUUAAGAAUGAACCGCAGUUUAGGUUUCCUGUGUAAUAGCUGACUUUGGAUGGUAAAUGAACUGUAGCCAGCAGCACUUUCUCCUUGUUGAAGAGCAGUUUCUUGAAGAUAUUUUUUUACUGCCAUUUUGAUGAGAGGUUCAUUCACAGAGCUAACAGGACCGCCAAAGCCACGCUCGAGCUUUAUUCCUUUCACCAGUUUUGGGGUAUUGCAGGAUGUGGGCUUCAGUGUAUAUAUUCAUAAAGUGUAGUUCUUCAAAGGGACAGCAUAAAAUUGGCACCAUGAAAUUUUAUAUGAAGGCUGCCUCAUCCGCUUUCACAUUCAAUUUUCUUGCAUCUACAAUUGGUUUGGGAAACGGCUGCUGUCACAGGACAGCUCAUAGCUAACCUGAUCUACUUUCACUUUACGUGUUACUACCAGUAAUAAAUGUGAAGCAGGGCAAAUUAGAGCUUUAACUGUACCUCUGUGAGUACACCAGAGGCGGGGAGUUUGAGUGGCUGCUACCAACAGCAACAUUUAGCCUGUGGGAUCUAUUCUGUGGGUGCAGGAGAAAGCUCAAGCUCAAAUAGCAUCCACAUCAGUAGGAGGGGUUUUUCUGGUUUUGUUAAAUGUGAGGUAGGCAAAUUUGGAGUCACUGAAACACUGAGACUUGCAUUAUCUUUCUAUAUACCUCCCUCCCAGAAUAAAACUGACUCAGAAAUGUAAAAAAAAAUUCUAACUGUAUAAACUGAGUUUUUGAAAAUCUACUAAGGUCUCACCAUGCAACCCCUACACUCCAAGUCGAGGAUGCACGCUGGCGUUGGAUCCACCAUUUCAGUGGAUAGAAACAAGUUUUCUUGAUGUAAACCCCACUGUGCGAGUAGAUUGCAAGUAGCACAGCUAACAGCGUAAGGAUGCUCUUCUCUCUGCAAAGAGCAACUCCGCUGUGGAGGUUAGAAAAAAAUCUGAGAUGCUCAGCCACAGGCACAGAUAAGCACCACCGGGUAGGAAAACCAAAGCUUUACCUCCUACUACCACUUGCCCUCCCAGCCCCUCAGAGAAGACAUGAACCUUCCAAUUUCCCAGCAAGAGCUGAUGAGGCAUUAAUACUCCAAGAGCCCUCUUUCUUUUGCAGAGAGGAGAGGAGCUUGGUGCUUAAGCAUUUCCCUCUCUCCUCCACUCUCCUCUCCUGGCUCAGACCCACUUUGGGUAGCCUUUAGACUCACCUUCAGCAGCAGUUUUUUGGGAAGCUUUAGUCCAACAUCCCCACCCCCUAUAUAGUGCUAGUUCAUCACUGGCGUCCUUGCCCUUGCACAAAGAGGGCAGGCCUUCCAGUUGUUGCCUUUCUCUGACAACAAAUAGACCAGGGGCUGUUAUUCUCAAGCCUGCAUGUAAACCUAGGGCGAGGCAAGGCGGGGCUCAUCCAAGCCCGGAGUAGGGCGACGGUGCUCCCCUCCCUUGUCCUGGGGAAGGAGCCUGGCUAUAGCUACUCUCUAACCCUGCACGCCCAGCCCCCUAGUGCCAACAGGGACCAGCACAAACCCUGCGUUGGGAAGCUUCCCCCAGGCCUGAUGGGACUUGAUAAGAAAACGGCAGGUCCUCUGCCACACAGGUCCACUGCAGAGCCGGCUGGUUGCUCAGGGCAUUCCGCUCUGGGAGGGAGAAGCUGCUGCAGCUCCUCAGCUCACGGCAGGAGAAAGCCCAGGAGCCUGACAAGUUAGUAAUUACUGAAAAAAAAAACCCCACCAAACCCAAACUUGGAAUUAAUACACGUAUAACUGUAGCUAGCAAAGAUUUUCUAACCCACAGUCCCAUUUAUAUGCUAGACUGCCAUACCUUCCAGCUGGUCACGUGCAAAAUGCAUCCUGAAAUUAGUAUUUAGGUUGUUUGCCAACCCAAACAGCAGUGCACAAGCUGCAACACACCUCAAAGGGAGGAUUUAGCUAGGUAAACACUUUGUCGUGUGAAAAAUCCAACACAUCCUUGGAAUUACUGUAUUUUACUGUGUAAAAACGUACAGAAAAGCCUAAGUGCAUGGGCCAAACUCAUCUUACCUGCGGAUGGGUGGAAUUAGACUAAAGGGAAGGUGGUUUGAUACCUACAUCCUCCGAAGAGCCCGUCAUGGCCUUGGGCUCGGAGGGCGGGUCAAUCGGAACUUCCUCGUGCUGGUGGGGUCUGUCUGACGAUGUGUAUCUUGUAUCCAUGUAGUUCCUUGUCUGUCAGCUGGUAAGCUCUUUUAUGUUCACUGUAACCACUGCCACAAGCUCAGAAAGGCUAGCGCUGCUGUGGAAGCUGGGGUGCUUUUUAGUCUUCCUUUUUACUGUUUUCCUUAUAAGAUUGCAUAAAUUUUUUUGUUGUGAUUUAAAAAAAGUCUGGGAAAGUACAAAUCGAAGUGAACACACUGGCUAAUCAGGCUUGUUUUAUAUGAAAAAUGCACAUUGACCUCACAAUGAAUGAAAUGAAAAAACUUUCUAAAAAACAAAAACCCCAAACAAAACUUUAUGCCUUAGAUGGAAGCAGCAAAUCAUUGCUCAGUCUCCUCUCAUCCUAGCAAAAUGAUGAAGGGUAUUAUUUAUGCCACAAAAUUGCCAAAUUGAAAAAAUUACCAAAACCCCCCGCGUCCCCCUUUCAAAAAUACCGUAAUUUUGAAAAGCGAAAUUCACCAUAUCAGUGCUGGGGAGUAAACCUCAUAGUUAUUUUAAGUUUUAUUUUAAGUUUUGGUUUUUUCCAUCUUUUUGCCAUUACCUGCAUUCCUUAAAUUUCUUUUUUUCAUAUGUAAAAUGAACUAGCAAACCCCCAACCUUUUUUUUUUUUUCUUUUUCUUUUUUUUUUUUGGAAAUAACUUUAGAGUCUCAAUAAUGUUUUCACCAUCAAAUCAUGAAAAACCCUUUUGUUAUUUCUCUUCUUUAACACAUAACAUGUUCCUCCUUUGACCCUCAUUUUCCCUUUUUUUCUCUCUCUCUCCCCCUCUCCCUCCCUCUCGUCUGUCCCCCUCGUCCACCGAUCUAAUCCUGCCCUUUCGUGGUUGCCGUCCCUCUGUCCUUCCCUCCUCCUCCUCCUCCUCCUCCUUCUCCUCCUGGCCCCACCGCCCUGGCUGGACCCUCCCAACCUGUUUGUUCCUCUUCC